Molecule: messenger RNA, 1050 nt
Organism: Penaeus indicus
Lineage: Eukaryota; Metazoa; Arthropoda; Malacostraca; Decapoda; Penaeidae
Product: sialin-like
Exons: 8
Coding region: 1-1050 (349 amino acids)
Biological process (GO): transmembrane transport; monoatomic anion transport
Cellular component (GO): membrane
Molecular function (GO): transmembrane transporter activity
Source: RefSeq, a predicted model, not a curated record
AUGCCCGCAAGGUUGGCUUUGGCGGUGAUGGCGUGGUUCGGCUUCAUCAACCUGUAUAUGGUGAGGAUCAAUUUGUCCGUCAUCAUCGUGGCAAUGGUACGCCGGAAUACGACUGUGGCUACCGCACCUCCAUGUCUCAGCAACUACAACAGCACACACGGAAGUUCUGGGGAGCAUGAACGUUUUAAUACUGAUGAGGAGGGAGAGAUGGACUGGGACGAAACGAUCCAGGGACUUAUACUGGCUGGUUUCUUCUACGGUUAUGUUGUAUCGCAGAUUCCUGGUGGUCGGAUGGCGGAGCUAUAUGGGACGCGGUGGGUAUUCGGAGGCUGCAUCCUGGCGGGGGGAGUCUGCGCUCUGCUGUCCCCCGUCGCCGCCCGCGCUCACUAUGGCGCCUUUAUUGCUCUCAGGAUUGUGCAGGGAAUAUUUCAGGGUGUCUCAUGGCCGGCCAUGCAUUCAUGCAUUUCUCACUGGAUUCCGCCGCUUGAAAGGCCGAGGAUCACGCCGGAAGAGCUGAAGUACAUCGAGGAGACGCUGCAAAGGUCUGGCACGAACACCAGCCGGUCAGUGAAGCUUCCCCUGAAGAGCAUCCUGAGAAGUAUGCCUGUCUGGGCGAUCAUCGUAGCCAGCGCCGGCAACACCUGGGGCCUCACAGUGUUCCUCGCCAAGCUGCCCACGUACAUGAAGAACAUCCUUGGGUUUACCAUAACAGAGGAAAUGGAGGUCCUUCAGAAUGGGUUCCUGUCGGCCCUCCCGUUCCUGCUGCGCUACAUGGGGGCCAUCAUAUGGAGCUCCCUCGGGGACUGGCUGACCAAACGCGGCUUCCUGUCCAUCUGUGCUUCGCGGAGAAUAUUUAGCGCUAUUGCAUUGUGGGGUCCUGCAGUAAUGGUUCUUGGCGUUGCACACUCGGGCUGCAAUUGGCAAGCAACUGUAAUACUGAUUUGUUUAGCGCUCUUCUGUAAUGGUGCCGUGACUGCUAGCAUCAUUGUCAACCACACUGAUAUCGCCCCAAAUUUUUCAGGUGAGGCUUUAAAUAAGAACUGGUUUUAA